Molecule: messenger RNA, 855 nt
Organism: Arachis stenosperma
Lineage: Eukaryota; Viridiplantae; Streptophyta; Magnoliopsida; Fabales; Fabaceae
Exons: 3
Coding region: 1-855 (284 amino acids)
Source: RefSeq, a predicted model, not a curated record
AUGCAAAUAAGCCAGACGAACCAGCAAAUAUCUGAGCUGAUAAAAGAGGAAUACCAAGCAGUUUUCACUCUUUCCAUUGAUACAGUGCCUACCCCAAGGAAGGAGUGCAAGGCCAUUACCAUGGAGCCUGAAGAACCACAACCUCAGAAGCUACAAGAGGAGACAAAGGAUGAGCAAUUCACUCAGUUCUUAGAAACCUUCAAAAAGUUGCACAUCAAUAUUUCUUUUGCUGAGAGAAAGCUACCUAAGAAGAUGCCAAACCCUAGAAGUUUCCUGAUUCCCUGUACCAUUAGGAAUAUUAUUUUUGAGAAAGUACUAUGUGACCUUGGUUCAAGCAUAAAGUUGAUGCCGCUCACUGUAAUGAAGAAGUUGGAGAUCCAAGAGGUGCAACCUACAAGAAUAGCACUAAAGAUGGCUGACAAGUCUCGAAAGCAGGCAUAUGGGCUAUUAGAGAAUGUACUAGUCAAGAUUGGAGAGCUCUUCUUCCCUACAGAUUUUGUGAUACUUGACAUGGGAGAAGGCACAGAUGAGUCUAUCAUCCUAGGAAGACCAUUCUUGGCCAUUGGAAGAGCCCUCAUUGAUGUUAAGAGAGACAAAUUGGUGCUGAGGUUGCAUGAAGAUCGGACGGUUUUCAAGGUUUUUAAACCUCCACUACCCCCUGACAAAAGAGGAACUUGCAUGCAGAGUGCAAUGCUGAAGCCCCCUCCCUUGGUGGAAACAAAUACAGUUCCCCUAGACAUCAAACCUAAGUUUGGUGUUGGGCAUUCACCACCCACCAAAGAGAGAGAAAGCCCCAUGGGAAAGAUGCUUAGGAGAUGGAGGAACAAAAAAUCCCUACUGAAGACUUCUCACUAG